GCAUGCUUCAGGUGCUGAACCCCUGAUGUGAUAGAUUUAUCUGAUCUAAAUGGAAAUGAGCCUGUAAGCUAAUAAACCCUGAUCAGGCGGGUAUUUUUAAGCUGCCCCUCGCUGUGGCCGGUUAUUCCCAUCACCCCUUCUUCCAGCACACCCCACCAACUGAGUCUGGACCAGACCAUACCAACUCCAGCGUGAUGAGAGGGGGCUCCGCUGCGGCAUCAAGGCAGCUCUUCUAACAGGAUCCCCUUACAACCCACCCAGCGAGGACCGAUUCCCUGAAAGGGAUGCUUCCAUCGAGUCCAAACGCCCCGCUCGGCUUUCUUUGCCUAUCAGCAUCAUCGUGCGCUGGUGGGGGUGUCGGAGCUGCCUCUCCCUCCUUGUGCUUCUUCCACCAUUGGACCAGUCAGCAGAGCGUGCUGAACAAAGCCACGAGAAAGGAGAGGGAGAGAAAAAGAGAGAAAGAGAGAGGGGAGCUUCUGGGAAAGAAAUGUCUCUGACUCUGUCGCCUCGACAACCGGAUAUCGGUGCGUGGAGCAGAUGAAAGUGCAGAGGGCAAGUUCAGCUGUAGAAAAGUGGACCAGGCAGGCCUGAACGCUCCCACCUGUGAUUCCUGUGUGUUCAGCCUAAAGGUGCCAGCAUGGAUGUGGAGGAUGAGGCGCUGCUGUUUCGCACCAACUGGGGUGAUGAUGAGGAGGAGGAAGAGGAGGAGGAGGAGGAGGAUGGGGGGACGCGAGCGACGGGGCAGAGCUGCUUGUCUGGGGGUGCAGGGCUUUGUGGGCUGUGGAGGGGAGUGGGGUGGGUUUACACACAGCCCUGGGCCAGUGGGGUGGUUUUAGGGGUGGCCUUCCUCAUGCCCUGUGCCCUGUUUGCCUACAUGCUGCUCUACUGCCCUCCUCUGGACAUAGACCUCUCCUACAGUGCCUUCGAGGUUCACAGUCACUUCUCAGCUGAGCGCUUUGAUGCUCUCACCAUCGCCGUGAAGACUCAGCUGGGGUCCUGGGACAGACGCCGGCGGGACGUAGAUGAUGUCGAGUCGGAGGCCCUCAAGGAGCUUCUCCUGGAGAAGCUGGGUGAAAAUGAAGCGUACAACGGGACGGCGGGGAAGAGGGUGAAGUCCUCCUCUCCAGCAGACAGCACUUUGAGAACAGGAGAUGAUCGGAGAGGAGAAACAAGCCGUGAGUCUGACUCAAGUCAGGAAGGAAUUAGGAGGGACGAGAGACGAAAUCCUAGAGCUGAAGAGGAGCGGGGAUUGUGGGAUGGAAAUAGCUCGUUUUCACUUAAUAGGAGGCGCAGAUUUGCCCCUAAUUACUACAUGCAGAGCCAGGCUCUGUGGCGGAUCGAGCUGGUGUUUGUGGCUCAGGGGAAAGGGGAGCGCAACAUCUUCACUCCUGAGCGCCUGGAGACAGUUCACCGCGUGGAGCGUCUCCUCAUGCAGCAUCCGCAGUUUCAUCAGUUCUGUUGGAAACCGAUGGAGAUAUUAAGGGAUCUGCCUCUGGGGCCGUCUUAUUGCUCCCCACCCAGCUCCCUUCUGUCUUACCUCUACCCCAGUGAGAGGGCGGGCAAGAUAUACUACGAUGGCAUGGGCCCAGAUCUGGCUGAUAUCCAAGGUUCCUUAAGCCUGGCCAUCACCCACCCACAGUUCUACUGGUACGUGGAUGAAAGUCUGUCCCCUGAGCACCUCUCCUCGGCUCUCCUGCGCAGCGAGAUCCACUUCGGGGCUCCCCUGCCGUCCUACUACUCCCUGCAGGACCGUGCAGAUGAGCAGAGAGCUCGCUUCAAAACCUUUGUGGUUCAGUAUGCUGGCAUGCUGGCCAAGCAGUCCACCAGUGAGGUGAAGGUGCUGUAUGGGGGGACGGAGCUGUUCGACGAUGAAGUGAGACACACCUUUUACAACGACAUGAUGCUGGCUGUCAUCAGCGGAGCCUGCAUCACUGCCCUCGUCUACAUUCUCACCUCGUUUUCUGUCUUUCUGACGUUCUUCGGACUCGCCGCCAUCGGGCUGAGCUGCUUGAUGGCUCUUUUUCUAUACCACGUUGUGUUCGGCGUCAGGUACCUCGGCAUUCUCAACGGAGUGGCGGCGUUUGUUAUCAUUGGGAUUGGGGUGGAUGAUGUGUUUGUGUUCAUCAGCACCUUCAGACAGGCCUCCCAUCUGCGUCAGCCCCGGGAGCGAAUGAUCUACACGAUAAAAACAGCCGGCCGCGCCACGUUCCUCACCUCCUUCACCACGGCGGCCGCCUAUGCCGCCAACACCUUCUCUCAGAUCCCGGCCGUGCAUGACUUCGGCCUAUUCAUGGCCCUCAUUGUCAGCUGCGCCUGGCUUUGGGUGUCUGUCCUGAUGCCAGCAGCCCUGUGCAUCUGGACCCAGCAUGUGGAGCCUCACGAACACGACUGGUGGAAUUGCGUGAAGCUGCUCUUGGGCUUGUCAGCGAGCUACAGCCCUUUGUCAGAUGAGGAUGAUGAUGUGGCACUUCUGUCGGUGGACAUGGAGCCAGGCUCCUGUGACACAGACAGCGACGCAGCCAUUCUUUCCCUGACAGUGGAGACACCAUUAUCCCCCACAGGACAGCAGCGUAUGGGCGUGGUGAGCACAAAACUCCAGUGGGGCCUGAAGCACUUAGUGGCUGAGCCGGCUGUGAAGCAUCGCAAAGCGGUUUUAGGCGUCUUUCUCCUGGUUCUGGUCUUCUCUGCGGGCUGCUGCUGUCUUCUGAAGCCGGCCACCCACGCUCCCCUCCUCUUCCGGCAGGACACAAACCUUCAGACACUGCUGGCGCUGCGCAGCAACCUCAGCGGUCAGGGCAUCUCCUGCCCCAUGUGUUCAGGUGUGUUCAUGGAAAAACCCCACCAGUUGUACACGCAUGCUUCCUCGUCAGGUUUGAGGUUUUCCACACAUCAGCAAAGUCCAAGCACAACACCUUCGACUGCCUCCCAAAACCCAAUGAAAACAAACCUGAGCACCAACCAAACAGACUCCAUGCUGACUGUGUACAUGUCAAAGCUGGUUCAAGGAGGCUCCACGACCAUCUACAGAUUCUCGCUCAACACCAGCGUCCCGUCCCCGUGGAAAGUGUGCAGCGCGGAGCACGACGAGGUGUCAUCAUUCCAGGCGUUCAGUCAUCCCUGCGACAACUACACCAGCAGAAUGAUGGUGUGCGUUUCCCGAGAGUACCGCCCGUACCCGAGCUGGAUGAUCACAUCCGGCUCGUGCGAUCACCGCCACGGCUGGACCGAAGAGUUCUCCUUUUACGUCGCGUCAUCCCCGCAGCAGAACAGCAGGAGGCUGUAUUUUGCUCAGUGCCGUCAGAGACCUCAUCCCAGCAGACUGUGUGUCAAAACGCCUGGCUGUGGCUUCAGUUCUGGGCCUGAUGGACCCUUGAAGGGAUAUUUUUAUAGCCCCCUCCCCAGCGCUCCCUCAUCUGCCGCCAAGACAAAGGCAUCCAAAACGUCCGGCUUCAACCCGUGCAGCGGCGGUGCUUGUGGUCGCCCAGCUGUGCGUCCUCUGGUCGACACUGGGGCCAUGGUUUUCGUCGUGUUCGGGAUCCUGGGAGUGAACCGAAGCGAGAACAGGGAGAACCACGUGAUUGGGGACAUGGGCAGCGUCAUACUGGAUCCAGACUUUGAUAUUUUCAAGGAGAUGGGCCAUCUGUGCAAAAUCUGCAAGGUUGUUGGUGCAAACCGAAAGCUUGUGAAGCCAGGAGGAGCUCAGUGUUUGCCCUCAGGCAACAAGCUCUCCUCUGUUCUUCCUCUGCUCCAUCCUGAGUGCCACUCUCUGCCUGAACCCAACCUUCUCCCCGGCCAGCUCUCCCACGGAGCAGUGGGAAUGCAUGGAGGCAAGGUCCGCUGGUUGUCCAUGGCCUUUGAAUCGACCACAUACAAGGGGAAAUCCUCCUUUCAGACCUAUUCAGACUUCCUUCAGUGGGAGAACUUCAUCCAGGAGCAGCUUGCCAGCCUCCCACAGACGUCGGCUCUCCAGCGAGGUUUCCAGACCUGCGAGCACUGGAAGCAGAUCUUCAUGGAAAUUAUAGGUGUGGAGAGUGCCCUCUCGAGUCUCCUGCUCUCUCUGGCGAUCUGCGUGGCUGCUGUGUCUGUGUUCACAGCCCAUCAUCUGCUGCUGCUGCCGGUGCUCAUAACAAUUAUAGGGGUGAUCUGUCUGGUCGUGGCUGUCAUGUAUUGGCUAGGUUGGGAGAUGGGAGCAGUGGAGGCAAUUUCUCUGUCAAUACUUGUCGGAUCUUCAGUGGAUUACUGUCUGCACCUGGUGGAGGGAUACCUGCUGGCCGGGGAGACGGUUUCCUCGAUGUCUGGACAGAUCUCUGAGCCUUCAGCUGAGAGGCAGAGGCGAACUUUGGAGGCAGUGAACCAUGUGGGCGUUGCCAUAGUGUCCAGCGCCGUCACCACAGCAAUCUCCACCGUCCCCCUUUUCUUCUGCGUCAUUGUGCCUUUCGCCAAGUUCGGUCAGAUCGUGGCCAUCAACACAGCCGUCUCCAUUUUGUUCACCUUGUCUGUGACCUCCGCCUUGUUGUCCUGCAUGGCCCCGGCCCACUUCAGCAGACACGCCGGUGCUGUGCUGAAGGCCAGCCUGGCCGUGACGGCGGCCGCGGCCGUGGGAGGGGCGCUGUGCUGGACGGGCCGACGGCUGGGGGCGUCGGCCUGGCGGUCGCUCGGCACAUAAACCCUGCUGUCCUCGGCUCUCACUGAUGUCAGACAUGAGUAAUGUAUUUUCCUUUAUCGUCAGGAGGAAUAUCAGAUCAGUAAGUGAUCUUUAAAGCACAAAGAUGUCAACACUGUCUCAGUAAUUCAAAGCUAUUUGAUAUCCAAGAACAGAUUUCUUUUACUUGUGAUAAUUGGUAAAUUUGACAUUUUGGGGGAGCAAACCUUCACCUGCUGAAUAUCUUCUGAAGUUCAGUGUCUUGCCCUGAGUUUUCAUCCUGCUUGAACUUUUUCACAGUUUCUUAUUUUACAAUCACAUACGUCAGUGUAUCCUGAUGGGGUUUUUAUAUCACAGACCAAUACCGAGUAGCAUACAGGUGCUGGUCACAUAAUUAGAAUAUCAUGAAAAAGGCUUCUUUUUUUUCAGUAAUUCCGUUCAAAAAGUGAAACUUGUAUAUUCUAUUUGUUCAUUACAGACGGACGGAUAUAUUUCAAGUGUUUAUGUCUUUUCAAAACCCCAAAUUCAGUAUAUCAGAAAAAUCUACCUUUUUCAUGAUAUUCUAAUUAUAUGACCAGCACCUGUAUAAUUGUGUAGUGGAAGCAAAACUCUACAGUUUCAAAGUCUUUUAUAAAUAAAAAUCUAAUCGUGGUUAAUUCCUCUAACUUUGCACAUCUAGUGACUGGACUUUAUGUCCAUCCUUAGCUCAGUUUAGUCAGGACAGAUGGAGAGUUGUCUGUGAACAUCGGUUGUUAAUUAAACUAACAAAGCUACAGCGCUCACUGCUGUUAGGUGUCCUCUUAACCGAGUCUCCCACCUGAGGCGUGAACCUCAGCAGCUUCUCCAGAGUCACCAUGGGCUCCUAGGCUGCAUCUCCCAUUGCUGAUUCUUGCCCAACCUGUGCAGCUCUUAUGGGCGGCCAUGUCUAUGUUGGCUUCCAGUUGGGC
Molecule: messenger RNA, 5589 nt
Organism: Fundulus heteroclitus (mummichog)
Lineage: Eukaryota; Metazoa; Chordata; Actinopteri; Cyprinodontiformes; Fundulidae
Gene: disp3
Product: dispatched RND transporter family member 3
Exons: 22
Coding region: 638-4666 (1342 amino acids)
Cellular component (GO): membrane
Source: RefSeq, a predicted model, not a curated record